GGCAGGCCUCGAGGGCCGAGCGAGACGGAGCAGCGCCCGGGCAGGGCCAGGCUCGUCAGCCGAGUGCGCUGCGGUAGGUGGCUGCUGUGGCUGCUGUCCUACGACGACGAGCAGCGGAGAUAAUAGUAGUACAACGAGUGCGGGUGCUGUUGGUGAUUGUACCAGUAGUAUUAGUAGUAGUAGUAGUGGUGAAGGUGGUCGUGCAAUAGUAGGAGCCGCCGCCUCCCGGGGCCGCCGCGGUUCAGCCGUCGGCGACGGGCCCAGUGCCAAGAUUGCGGCCAAACGCCAGUGUUGUGUGCGCAAGUGCAAUAAUACGAUACUACGGAGGAAACAGGCAAACAAGGCUAACAAACAACUACAAACCGGCACAGCGAACAACAAGUUGAAAAAGAGCAGCAGUGCAGCGCUGCUCGCGGGACUCGUUGUACGCGAGAUGGAUUGGUCGGUCAAGGCGCGCCGAACGAAAAAAUGCGCCGAGACAGCCAGCAUCGAUUUUUAUGCUCGCGACGGCAGUCUGGAAAUCCCGGCGGACGGAUACGGCUUGGCGAUGAAAGAGAGCGAAGCGAGUUGCAUUCAAAGGAGGUACUUCAGUAGUCUACAUUGCGUGAACGGGGACGCCAGCCGGGUGGGCAGCGGCGGCGGAGGAGUCGGCGUGGGUAUAGACAGCGGCUGCGGCAGCCGCGUGGCAACGAGGCUGUUGCGGAUCCGCAGUCGGGGUAGCUCGGCCGGCCCCGGCAGCGGUGGCGGUGCCGGGAACGGCGUCAGCAGCCCGCGGGCCGGCAGUCCACGUAGACAGGCAGCCCAGCAGGCCCUCGAGGCGAGCAACGCAACAACAACAACAACAACAACAACAACAACAACAACAGCAACAACACAACAACAACAACAACAACAACAACAACAGCAACAACAACAACAGCAACCGCACCAUCAUCACCAUCACCACCAGCACCAGCCGCCCAGUCACCACGGCCACGGGCUGUAUCACGCGAGCGCCAAUCCCCGGCACUCGAGGCAAAAGGUGUCCAUUUCGAAGCAGUGCGCCGAUCACCGCCACAACCCCACGCGCUCGCAGCACCGUACCUCCAACCGGGGCAUGAGCAUGGGCCAAAAAGUUUCAGGUAACGUGAAAAACGUAUCUCGCGACAGCAGCGGUGGCACUGUCAACGGGAUCGGGGCCGGUGGUGGAACAGUGGCGUGCAAGUCACUCGGACCCCGUGAACUGGCUCAGGACUACUCGAAGCCGGCGCGUCUGGAUGUCCUCUUGGACAUGCCACCCGCUUCGCGGGAGACGCAAGUCAGCCACAGCUGGAACGCCGACGACAGGAGUUUGAAUAUCUUUGUCAAGGACGAUGACAAGCUGACGUUCCAUCGGCAUCCCGUGGCCCAGAGCACCGAUUGCAUACGAGGAAAGGUUGGCUACACGAAGGGUCUCCACGUGUGGGAACUGCACUGGAGUACGCGGCAGCGCGGUACCCAUGCGGUCGUCGGCGUUGCCACGGCGGAUGCGCCUCUGCACAGUGUGGGCUACCAGAGCCUCGUUGGCAAUAACGACCAGAGUUGGGGUUGGGAUCUCGGCCGAAACAAACUCUACCACGACUCGAAAAACACCAAUGGGAUCACUUACCCGACUCUCCUCAAGCCAGAGGAAAGCUUCGUCGUUCCUGACAAGUUCAUGGCUGUGCUUGAUAUGGACGAGGGCACACUUGCUUUCUGCGUAGAAAAUCAGUACCUGGGUGUUGCAUUCAGAGGCCUCAAAGGUAGAAAGUUGUAUCCUAUUGUGUCGGCAGUGUGGGGCCACUGUGAAAUCACCAUGAAGUACAUUGGAGGCCUUGAUCCCGAACCCCUGCCACUUAUGGACUUGUGCCGGCGAGUUAUCCGACAACGAAUCGGCAAAGAGCAGCUGGAAAGCAAGAUUAACUCGUUGCAUCUCCCUUCAUCGAUGAAGACUUAUCUUUUGUACCGUGACAGGAGGUAACCACAAAUACUGUUUCUCAAAACACCGCACCGACUUAGAUCACGACUAAUAUGAGAUCGCGAGACGUCAACGAGCAGUGACCAAGCUAUGAACCACAAAGCAACGCACACGGAGAGCUGCCAGACAAACUCCCACUCCUACCCUCAAACUUCCCCAGCCUCGUAAGCUAUCGAGCAAGACCCACCGACAGCUGCGCUAGUGUCUCUCACCAAGUUUCUCUCGAGUACAGAGUGAAAAGAAUGAAAGAAAGAAAGGAAAAAAAAGAAAAAAAAGGAUUUUAAAAAAUAAAUAAACAAAGAAAAAAAAAAUAAAAACACGUACGCGCAUGAAAUGUCAAUAAGUACAAAGAUCGCUGAAAAGUCGCUUAUGCGUAACGCAAGCAGCUGAUGAAGACAAGUAGCCUUGUCGACGAGUCUGUCGAGCUUUCUUUUCGUGAUCUAUACAUCUCUUUUCGGUUCGGCUUGUUUUAGAGUUAUGCGCAAUCGUAGAAAAUUAUUAGCUUGUAUCGUUGUUUUAUGUUUUUAAUGUGCGAUUGAAAUCGUGGAUUCUUUAUUCAUUGUUGAGAUUAGCGACCAGUGUCCAAUGUCGCGAGUCCAUUAUUAUUAUUAUUUUUUUUUUUUAAUGUAUUUUGGUGAUUUUUGUUGAGAUAAAAGUGUAUGCUUAUGGAAAAAAAAAUAGUAAUAAUAAAGUGUAAAAAUCACUUUCAGCGAACAAUCGAACCAGGUGGAAAAAAGCAAGUGUAAAAUUUUUAUGUAAGAGAGACACGUCGUAUGGCGAUAUCAUUCGUUUGAUCUUGGUGGUUGUUCAAGGUUGGCCAGUAAAUUAUUAGACUUAGUCGAGCCUGAAGACACCCGGUAGAUCUACGGAUAAUUGUUUCCUCUGUCCAAGAAUACAGGGCUUACACGCUCUAGUCCAGCACUGCAUGUGAGUGAGGACUUUAGAUGAUUAUUAUUAUUAAAAUUAUAACUAUUAAUACUGAUGCAAGAAAGCAAGAAGAUUCGUCAAGAGCUGAAUAAAACUAGAGAGACAUUUACUUUUAAGUGAAGCAAUCACUAAUUAAUAAUUUGAGAAUGGAAUGAAAAAUGUGUGUAUAAUUAUGAAAGCCAACAGAAUGAACAGUCAUACACCUUCCAAUAGACUUGAUUUUUAAAUAAUUUUUUAAGCAGUCUAGAUCUAACCAGAGUUAUGGUGGAGUGCGUGUACGAUAGACGAGACGAAUUUUCGAGAUUAGUAGAGAUUUUUUAAUACUUUGUGGAAACAAUGUAUGGAUAGCAUGCUUUUUUUUUGUUUAUUUUUGCGUCUUGCAUGUAUUAUGAGUUGUGAAUUUUUGGCGUUUAUUUCAUCGUCCUGUUGAUGUUGAAUUACGUAUCCAAGUCUUAACAGUUAUUAAAAUGAUUUAAGUGUACAUAAUCAUAUUUUUGAAUAAUGAAUUCUUUUUGCGUAUAAAAACCAGAUAGAGAUUAUAGGGGAAAUUCGAACUGAACAGAAAAAUCAUAAACACUGAGAACUGAGGUGUGAAAACGAUGAUGGUAUUAUGAGUUACGGUGACGUUUUAUAAUACUACGGUGAUUUAUCAAUGAUACAAUUCAUUGUAAUAUGGUACAUAAUUAUCUCGUUUGCAUGAUGGCAUAUGAUUGCUUUGUUUUCUUAAUGUCGUUUAAUUACGGUUUCAUACGAGCCUUUCAUCGUAUUUGUAAGUUGUACAUAAAUAUUUAAUAACAUUUGUCACCUUCAUCAAGUAUUAUGUAAAAACGGACGUAAAAAUAGUCGUAACAUAAUUUAAUUUCGUGACAAUGGUUACAUAACAUGAUUUCACAAGAAAAAGAAUGGAAAAAAUGAACAAUUUUACAUCUGUUUCGAAACGGUGUGAAAUCGCCGAAAAAUUUUAUCGUUUUCUCGCAUUGAGUUUCUCUGUAUUUAUGAUAUUCCCUUAUUUUUCUAACAGUUGUACAAUUGAUUAUAAAACCUUUCAAAAAUUUUGUCAUGGCUAUAUUUAUCUGUAGUCAUUGUUUGAUACUGCUCGUUUGUGUCGCGUGAUAAAAGUUGUUUAAUUUAUGUUGUAUAAAUUGGUUGUUAUUUUGCAAUACUUGAUAAAACUUAAUAAACAGUGUCAAAAUUUU
Copidosoma floridanum is the source of this 4098-nucleotide messenger RNA. RefSeq names its product protein gustavus. NCBI's taxonomy places the organism in Eukaryota, Metazoa, Arthropoda, Insecta, Hymenoptera, Encyrtidae. The record is from RefSeq and is a predicted model, not a curated record. Gene Ontology annotation, molecular function: protein binding. Gene Ontology annotation, cellular component: SCF ubiquitin ligase complex. Gene Ontology annotation, biological process: intracellular signal transduction; proteasome-mediated ubiquitin-dependent protein catabolic process.